This is a messenger RNA of Fukomys damarensis (Damara mole-rat), 5055 nucleotides long. It is a transcript of the gene Rmnd5a, whose product is annotated as required for meiotic nuclear division 5 homolog A. Gene Ontology annotation, molecular function: protein binding; ubiquitin protein ligase activity. The coding region runs from base 207 to 1247 and encodes 346 amino acids. The record is from RefSeq and is a predicted model, not a curated record. Gene Ontology annotation, biological process: proteasome-mediated ubiquitin-dependent protein catabolic process. Gene Ontology annotation, cellular component: cytoplasm; GID complex; nucleus. NCBI's taxonomy places the organism in Eukaryota, Metazoa, Chordata, Mammalia, Rodentia, Bathyergidae. The transcript has 10 exons.
GCCACCCGGCACCUGGCGCGGGGCUGAGGCAAGCGACCCCGAGAGCGUCCAGGCCCAGGAGCCAAAGUCGAUCCGGCGACGGGCGCUCCAGAAACGACUAUCUUCACCGUGCGGUGACCAAAUCACCCCCUCCAACAGCGAACUCAUUGGUUUCGCCCCUCAACCCGCAUUGGCUGAGGAUUUACGCCUCGACCAGGGAUUGGAGAAUGACAGGCCAAGAUGCUGAAUUAUCAGGGACACUUUCACUUGUUUUGACACAGUGCUGUAAAAGAAUAAAGGAUACUGUUCAAAAAUUGGCAUCAGACCACAAAGACAUCCACAGCAGUGUUUCUCGGGUUGGAAAAGCCAUCGAUAAGAAUUUUGAUUCUGACAUAAGUAGUGUGGGAAUAGAUGGCUGCUGGCAGGCAGACAGCCAGCGGCUUCUCAAUGAGGUGAUGGUGGAGCACUUCUUCCGACAAGGAAUGCUGGAUGUAGCCGAGGAGCUCUGCCAGGAAUCUGGUCUUUCUGUAGACCCAAGUCAGAAGGAACCAUUUGUGGAGUUAAAUCGAAUAUUAGAAGCAUUGAAAGUCAGAGUUCUGAGACCUGCUCUGGAAUGGGCAGUAUCAAACCGAGAAAUGCUUAUAGCACAAAACAGCUCCUUGGAAUUUAAGCUACACCGACUCUAUUUUAUUAGCUUGUUAAUGGGUGGAACUACGAAUCAGCGAGAGGCAUUGCAAUAUGCUAAAAAUUUCCAGCCAUUUGCCCUAAAUCAUCAAAAAGACAUCCAGGUACUGAUGGGAAGCCUUGUGUACCUGAGGCAAGGGAUCGAGAACUCGCCAUAUGUUCAUCUGCUUGACGCAAAUCAGUGGGCUGACAUCUGUGACAUCUUCACUCGGGAUGCCUGUGCCCUCCUGGGGCUCUCUGUGGAGUCCCCUCUCAGCGUCAGUUUCUCAGCAGGUUGUGUGGCGCUGCCAGCUUUAAUUAACAUAAAAGCUGUCAUUGAACAGAGACAGUGCACUGGAGUUUGGAACCAAAAAGACGAAUUGCCCAUUGAAGUUGACCUUGGUAAAAAGUGCUGGUAUCAUUCUAUAUUUGCCUGUCCCAUCCUUCGUCAGCAGACAACAGAUAACAACCCACCCAUGAAAUUGGUCUGUGGCCAUAUAAUAUCAAGGGAUGCCCUAAAUAAAAUGUUCAAUGGUAGCAAAUUAAAAUGUCCAUAUUGUCCAAUGGAACAAAGUCCAGGAGAUGCCAAACAGAUAUUUUUCUGAACAAAUGAAUUUACUUUGUGAUUUGUAAGUGAAACUGAAUUGUGGGUACAUUUCAGAAGAGAGCGUUGCAUUGAAUGCAGCUAACCAAGGACUCCCGUGUUUGUAUAAGCUGAUGCUCCAGGAACUCUGCCAGUACGCUAGUGUGCACACUGAGGGAAAUGCCCCAGAUGAGUGUUACCACAGGGCUUUAUUAUAUACUCUUGGUCUUCAUUUUUGAUCAAGUAAAUACACCAGCAGUUGUCAUUCAGUGAAGGUUUUUGUACUUAAUUAUAUGGUGGUUUUUUUACUUAAGAGCAGAAACAGAAACUGACCUUCCCUCCAUGUGUUUUAAUACUCCUGCUUUUACUUUUGUCAUUUUCUUGGUAAUUGUAAGCCUUGAGAGCAUUUGUGCAAAGCUUUCUUUCCUGCUAUUUACUUGUAAUUAACUGAAAAAUUCUUCAGAGACAGUUUGAACAAAUUGAAUUGUGGUUGUAAAGCUCAUUUGCAUUUCUUGUUUUGUUUAAGAAAGAAAGCUGUGAUAGAUUCCAAAUUUGGUUUUUGAUAAUUUUCCUCUGCUCUAGCUCUCACUGAGAAGUCAGCACACCUGCAUUUGAGCUCUGCUUGUGGCCCCAGAGGGCUGCCUGUUUAAAAUUCUGUAAUGAAUUUAGCAGGCUGGUGUGAGAGGUCUUCUGCUAGAAUUGAGUGGAAGGGGUAUUACUGGGUUUUUUGCUUUUAUUACCAAGAGGUGCUUGUUUUAAGUGUGUUCAAUAAAAUGAAAUUCUGAAGUUAGAAAUGUUCUUAAGUUGAUGUAUGCUCUCUUGGUCUUGGUAGCCCUAUCCUUUGAAAUCUGCCUUCAGGACCUGGCUGGCUGUCACGUGUGUAUCAUCGCAGACACAGUGUUGUGCAUGUGUAUGUAUAGAUCUGUGCACCAGCAUCAGACAUUGUGUAUCUGGAAGGGAAAAAGCAUGUCCCAAUCCUAAAAUGCAGUUACCAUACCCAUCCCUUUAAGUCCUUAAAGUUAGAAGCUAGCAACUUUUCUGUAGUGGAAAAUAUGUUUAUUGCUGUUUUUGUAUUUGAUUAGUAUACUUACUAUUCAAUGCCUCUCUCCUGCAAAGCUUAUCUUAUUGACUGUGAAUCUGUAUAUUACUCAGAUGGAUACAGAUAAUGAUCUUUUUUGUGAGGUAUCUUCAUUUAAUGCACUGUCCAAAAAGAGCCACGUGAAAGAGUCUUUCUCUGUAUGAGGAACUACAUGGAAAAGACUUCUGUGGACAUAAUUCUGACUUAAACCUAUGAAGACACAUGAAGUUACUUCAUCGUGAGAAAAAUAUUAUGUGGAAAUCACCAAAUAUUUUACAACUUUAUUUCAUCUGACAUGGAGUAUCAGUUCAUCUGACACAAAUAUCAAUAUAGGAAUACUUUCAUGCACAAAUGGAAGAAGAAAACAGACGCCUAAGUGUGGCAUUUCACAUUUUAAGCCACAGGUGGACUUAGUUUAAAGGGAAGGGGUAGGCAAUAGAUUUGGUGCUAAGUUAAUUGCAAAUUGGUGACAUUCACAGCUGCCAACCCCAGAUGGUUUGUCCUAAAAUGUUUACCUGGGAGAACUGGGGUUUAUUUGGGAAGGAAAAGGAUACUGCAGAAAAUCCCUGUGUUAGUACUGCAUGGUCAUGUUCAUGUGGGUGGCUACUGGGUGCUAUGUAGCUUCACCAGGAAUCUCAACUGUCCCAGCCCAGAGUGCUGGCUUUGUCCAAACUCAGUCUGGCCCUGCAGUGACUUUCUUUACUGUUGGAGCCAUCUGUAAAGUUCCCCUCUACCAAAGGCAGAGACUGAGAUGAGCUCCUGGACUAAAAGAGAAGGGACAGGAUGCCAGGCAGCACUCUGUUGGUAUAAACUGGUUUACUAUAGAUAUUUUUCCCUUUGAACUAAAUUCUAGAGUGUCUUUUUUUGUUGUUGUUGCUUUUUUAAUCUCUUUCUCCCUAGGCCAGGUUUAGCUUUAUUCACAUUUUAUUCUCCCCUUUCCACCUCAGACAUCUACCCAGCCAUUAGGUUUCAUGUAAGGUUUGGACAAUACAGAUGUGCUCUAGAGGCAGUUGGUAAAUAUUUUUGGUAGCAAGAACCUUCACAUAGUUUGCUCAGGCCGUUUUUCAGGACAAAGGGCAGAGCUCUACUUUAUCCCUCUCCCAGUGUUGGGAAUCCUCUUGACAGUUUCCUGUGCAGCUCAUGAAACUUUACAAAGAGCAUGCUUUAGUAGCAUUUGACUUUACAGCUUCCUGGGUACCAUCCUUGUUCACUAUAUUGGGCAGGAAGAGAGCCAAAAAAUGGAGACUCGUGGCCUGAUAAUUAACCGUGAAAAUUAUGUCUUGUAACCUUCUUCAAGUGCAUGGAUACUACUUAAAAUAUAGCAGAGACGAGAUGUGCAGGAGACGUGGCAGCAGAGAGGCCAGACCUUAACCAAAGAUGCUGAAGUACAACAUUCUGUCCUUGCUACUCUAGAAAGUCUUCACAGAUGGGGUCACAACCAUGUCAUCGCUGAUGCUAUCUGUGUCAGCAGUGCUGGAGAUGCUUUGUGUCUUUUUCUGUCUCCAUUUGAAAAAGGUAAUCAUAAAGACAAGGUUUUUUUGUUGUUGUUUUAAUUUACAGUCAGACUAAUUAUGUCCACUGGAAACAAUUUUAGAAUGGUUUCUUAAGGCUCUUUGAGAGUCAUUUCAGUUUACCAGUUGUGGACAAAGGCCAUGGGACUCUUCUUGGCCCAUAAAACCUUAUGAGCAAAUCUUUAGAUUCUGAUGGCCAAAACAUUUGUAUUUUCAAGUACACUCUUUACAAUGGCUAAGAUUCUCUUUUUGAGCUUUUUUUCUCCUUUAUAUAAUCAUCACAGAUGCCAUUUCUUUUAUUGACGAUUAUAUGAGACUUCUAAUACAGAAAUGAACGGGUAAUGGUGCCUCUUUAUUUUAAAAAAGUUUUAAGAAAAGAGCCACCUCAUUUCAUAGUGUGUAUUUUGUGAGUGAGUGAGCUUUUAAUUAAAAAUAAGGAAGUCAAUCUUGUUUUACUUUUGCUGUAGUGGCUGAUGUACGCAGACACUAAAACCCACACCAAGUCAUGUGGGGAUGAGGAUCCUUGUUUUUGUUUUUGUUUUUUUCCUCCAGGUGGUUGCAUAAGUCAUGCAGUUCAAGUUCAGUAUUCUUUAUGCUGUAAGUUAUUUCCACCUCAGUGGUGUUGCCCUUUGGGACAGUGGAUAUAACAAGAACUAAGAACUCUUGAUUUAUCCACACAAGACAAGCUGCUGGUAGACUAUGUUACCCCUGUUUUUCCAGCUCAACCUCUGACAAAGUGGACUGAUAGCCGCCACACUGGUCAGUCUUUAGUUUGCAGACUCAGGUUAUCUUCUGGGAAGGUUUGGUUGGUUUCAUCACUAGGAUGUGUCACGUGAAGACCAAAACCAAAUCCCUGUCAUCAUUUAACUCUACUUGCGUUAUCUCUGGUAACACUAGAAUGCUGCGGUCUUGAGGGGAUGUUAGCAAGGAACACGCGGAAGGCUUGGUGUUUCAUGAGCCUGUGUGGCUGUCUCAUGUGGUACAGUAAUGUUUACCGUGAGCAGGUACAAGCUUCAUGAAAUUUUCUUACUGAACUAUAAUUGAGUAGAUAACCAAAAAUACAAUGACAAAUGUAUUUUAGUGGCAGACGAAGCAAUUAGAUUUAGGGUGAAUUUUCCACUGUUGAUUUUACUUUAAGACAGCAAGAAAAUAUUUUUGUUUUUAAGCUUUUUUUUUUUUUUAAACUGUAGUGGGCAUGUGCUUCAUUUACUUCCAAAGAGACAGAAGCAGCUGGAUUUUAC